AUGGAUAAGGAACUGGUGGAACGGCCGCCUCCAAAGAGUUACAGUCAACGGCUCAAGGCCCACAUGGACAUCAGUAAGGAGUGGAGCUGCCCUGCUGCCAGGAGGAGGCGAGGGGAGGCUGUGGGAGAGCGCUGGAGCCGCCGCUUGGGGAAGUGGGAGCAGGAGGAAGAGGAGGCGGCGAGCGAGGAGCAGAGGGGUUCUGUAGCAGGAGCAGGACCUCCUCCCCAGCUGGUGCAGCGCAGGGGGGCCAGGAUGAUCAAGUACCUGCUCUUUAGCCCCUUGGGGCCCGAGAAGCUUCCAACCCUCAAGGAGCUCACCACCAGCGGGCGGGCCCGCUUCUUGGAGGCUGGCAGCGGUCAGGAAUGGAGCUGGGCAGCCCCGGUGCUGCGAGUGUUUGCUCAGGGCGAGGCGGGCCUUCAGUUCACUCCGCUGUCGCCUCCGUGGGCGGUGCACAUCGGAGUUGGGACAUUUGCAGUUGUCCCAGCACAGGCCACGGUGGGAGAGGACAAGGUUUUGCCUGUUGAGAGACCCGUGUUCCGGCCGUGCAGGUUUCUGAAGAAAUUUUACAAGCUCAGGUGUGCCAAGACCAAAAUUCCAGACGAGACGCUAUCCGUCCCGCUGGACUUUGAGCAGAUCGCCGCGGACAUCCACUUCCGCCGAGAAAUCGUCGAGCAGUGCAUCCACGAGACCCUGCUUUUCUUCGCUGGGGCCCUGCGAGACAACAAGGAGGUGGAAUUCUCCUUCAAGGGCAUUGGCAUCCUCGCUGUGCGAAGAAAAGCCGUCAGCAUGACCUUCUUCGAUGACUGCCUGCUGGAGCUGGACGCCACCGGGAACAUGCUGGCAGCUCUUCUGGAGGACUCCAAGAUGAGGGGUAUCGUGGCCUUCCCGGGCAAAAACGAUUUUACGCGGCUCAGCCGAGACGGGGUCAUCACGCUGCCAAGGUGA
Phalacrocorax carbo (great cormorant) is the source of this 945-nucleotide messenger RNA. Lineage: Eukaryota; Metazoa; Chordata; Aves; Suliformes; Phalacrocoracidae. The record is from RefSeq and is a predicted model, not a curated record.